This is a messenger RNA of Arabidopsis arenosa, 987 nucleotides long. Lineage: Eukaryota; Viridiplantae; Streptophyta; Magnoliopsida; Brassicales; Brassicaceae. The record is from the annotation of a GenBank genome assembly.
CCAUACUCUAUUUACAUAAGGAAUUAAGCUUCCAUGUGUAUAUAAUCUUUUUAAGAAGAAGGAUGGGUGGUAUGUAGGGUGUUCAAGAAGAAAUUGGCAGCGACGGUGAGGAAAAUGGGAGAUUACGAUUCAUCGCCAUCGCAUUGGUACGAUGAUCAACUCUCUUUCAUGGCCUCCGAGCUUGAUUCUAGUUCUCCACGACAGUUUCUUCCAAAUCAUCAUUAUAACCGCCACCAUCACCAUCACCAGCAUACAUUACCUUGUGGCCUCAAUGCGUCUUCAGCUUAUGCAUUCAACAACAACAACAACCGUAACUUGCAAUGCAAGCAAGAGCUCGAGUUACAUUACAAUCACAUGGUACAACAUCAGCAACAAAAUCACCAUCUUCGUGAAUCUAUAUUCCUCCAGCUUCCUCAGCUCGAAAGCCCUACUAGUAAUUGCAACUCUAAUAACAACAAUAACUUGCAGAAAUCAUCAAAUGUCUCUCAUGAGGAACAAUUACAACAAGGGAAUCAAAGUUUCAGCACUCUUUAUUACGAUCAAGGAGUAGAGCAAAUGACUACUGAUUGGAGAGUUCUCGAUAAAUACGUUGCUUCACAGUUUAGCAAUGAAGAGGCUGCAGCCGCGGCUUCUGCUUCUACCUCUUCUCAUCAAAACAACGUCAAGAUUGACACGAGAAACCCCGCUUAUCAAGUGAUAGAUGAGGGAAGAAAUUUGCUGGAGAAUGAUUCUGAAAGGGUUGUUGAAAUGAGAGAUGAGUAUACAAAUUCUCAUGCUGCUUCUACUUCUUCGAGUUGUCAUAUUGAUCUCUGGAAAUAGUUAAAAAAGUGAAGGAGAUGAAAGAUGAAUAUAUAUGAAAAUACAUGCACACUAGUGCUAUGUAGAUGAUGAUGGUCACAGUUUUAAUUAUACUUAUGGAAGGGAAAAACAAGGUGUUAUUUCCCUGAUUUAUGGAGGUUUUGUACAUAAUAAAAACCUAUGUAGGGA